CACCAACCCAUCCUCACCAACACGCCAGGUUGGUGGCCGAGAGGCUCGCCAGGCUGGCCUUUCGCGAGGACGCCAAGAGGAGCGGGAACCUCGCACUGGCAGCACCCUGGGAGAGGCUCGGGGCUGCCGCGCCCCCAACCUCCGCCCAAGCCCCUGAUUGGGUCCGCCCUUAUCUGCCCACUCCAGCCCGCUCCCGCGGGGAAAUCGAGCGACAUCCAGCGCUGACUGCCCAGUCCUCGCCCAAGACCAAGAUAAAGUGGGCACGUUUUGUUCUUGAGACCUCCAAUUUGGGAGUUUAAGGAGCUGUGAUUGCACUGGCGACCGCAUCCCAAAAGGGGCCGAGGCCCCCGGGGGUGGCAGUGCAGUCUUCUCUUCCGGAUUGCUGCAAGGGGGGCGCUCUAAGCACGCUUCUGCGGUGAAGUCCCAACUUUCCCGAUGGGUCGUUCUUUGUGCGGGGACCCGCGGCCGCGGCCGGUCAGCGCUCAGGUCUCGGGCCGCCCGGCCCCCGCCCCGCCCCGCCCCUGCCGGGCCGGCCGCCCCGCCGCGCCACGCUGGAGCAGCUCGGGACUUGGGAAGAGAGACUCAGAUCCUCUGCCCGCGGUGCACCCGGCCAGGUCUCUUAGGGCCGCGAGGGGGAGAGAGUCGCGAGGAGGUUGGUUCCGGGUUGCACUGGAUCAUUUACUCUGAUAAGGGAUCUACCCUGGAAACAUCACUGAAGCUUUCCCAGCAUCCCACCUGUGGCCUAUCACGCAGGUGCACCUGACCUUCCCGGGAGGACGUCCACGAGUGCCUGCGUGCAGCCCGCCGGCCAGCUCAGGGAAGGAUGCCAGGGUGGGGGCGCUGGGACGUGCCCAGGUCCUCACCCUGCGGUGUGUCCGAGUCUUUCGCAAUCUCAGCAACAAUGGUAUCAAAAGAAAAUAUUUUGUGAAAUAAGAAGCUCCUUUGACAUUUUUAAUGACCAACCUAUCUUAAGAUGGACACCUGCUCCAUAGAAUGUGAAGUUCCAUGGUCUCGAAGAAGCAAGUGCCCGUUUAACACUGAUUCUAAAUAAACAUGGACAUCAGAAUGUUUGUUAGUGGCAGAAGAGUGAGAAAGUGGCAUUUUCUCCAGUUAUGUGCCACUUGUUUUAUCCUGAGCCUCAUGAUGUUUUGGGAAACGUUUGAUAACCACAUUGUGAGCCACAUGAAGUCCUACUCUUACCGAUACCUCAUAAAUAGCUACAACUUUGUGAAUGAGAGCCUGUCUCUGAAGCACAGCGAGGAUGGGGCUACUCGCUACCAAUACUUGAUUAACCACAGGGACAAGUGUCACGCACAAGACGUCCUCCUUUUACUGUUUGUGAAGACUGCUCCCGAAAACCACGCUCGACGCUCUGCAAUCAGGAAAACGUGGGGCAAUGAGAAGUAUGUUCGGUCUGAACUUAAUGCCAACAUCAAAACUCUGUUUGCCUUAGGAGCACCUUCUAGCCCACUGACAAGAGAAGAACUGCAAAGGAGAUUGUUUGAGGAAGACCAAGUGUACAAUGAUAUAAUUCAGCAAGACUUUGCCGAUUCUUUCUAUAAUCUUACUCUUAAAUUACUCAUGCAGUUCAGUUGGGCAAAUACCUUUUGUUCCCAUGCCAAAUUCCUUAUGACUGCUGAUGAUGACAUAUUUAUUCACAUGCCAAAUCUUAUUGAAUACCUCCAAAGCUUAGAACAAAUUGGCGUUCAAGACUUUUGGAUUGGUCGUGUUCAUCGUGGGGCACCUCCCGUUAGAAACAAACACAGCAAAUACUACGUCUCCUAUGAGAUGUACCAGUGGCCAGCUUACCCUGACUAUACUGCUGGAGCUGCCUAUGUGAUCUCUAAUGAUGUUGCUGCCAAAGUCUAUGAGGCCUCACAGACACUUAACUCCAGUCUUUACAUAGAUGACGUGUUCAUGGGCCUCUGUGCCAAUAAAAUGGGGAUAGUACCACAAUACCAUGUGUUUUUCUCUGGGGAAGGUAAGGCUCCUUAUCACCCCUGCAUCUACGAUAAAAUGAUGACAUCUCAUGGACAUGUGCAAGAUCUUCAGGACCUUUGGGAGGAUGCCACAGACCCUGAAGUAAAAAACGUUUCAAAAGGAUUUUUUGGCCAGAUAUACUGCAGGAUAGUUAAAAUAUUUUACCUGUGCAGGUUGACCUACGUGGACACAUAUCCUUGCAGGGCUGCUUUUGUCUAAUAGUACUUGAAUGUCGUGUUUUCUCACUGUCACUGAGCCAAACCUGAAUGCAAAACCUUUAAAUGUGCAUCUGUACCCUAAGUGAAGUAUGAAUAGGAGAACAAAGAAAUAUUUUGAAAGCCCAGUCUCUCACAAGAUUUCUUUGAUUCUAGAAGCUAUUCAGUAUAACUUAAUGUACUUCAUUGCCUAAAUUCAUUUCGAGGAAUUUAUAUUUAAAAUCUUUUUUUAAAUCCUCACUUGAGAACAUGUUUUUUUUCCUCCCAAAUUGAUUUUUAGAGGUUGGGGGGAACAAGAGAGAGAGCAACAUCAAUGUGAGAGAGAAACAUUG
This is a messenger RNA of Phyllostomus hastatus (greater spear-nosed bat), 2527 nucleotides long. It is a transcript of the gene B3GNT5, whose product is annotated as UDP-GlcNAc:betaGal beta-1,3-N-acetylglucosaminyltransferase 5. NCBI's taxonomy places the organism in Eukaryota, Metazoa, Chordata, Mammalia, Chiroptera, Phyllostomidae. The transcript has 4 exons. Bases 1054 to 2199 code for a protein of 381 amino acids. Gene Ontology annotation, cellular component: membrane. Gene Ontology annotation, biological process: brain development. The record is from RefSeq and is a predicted model, not a curated record.